This is a messenger RNA of Vicia faba (fava bean), 732 nucleotides long. Lineage: Eukaryota; Viridiplantae; Streptophyta; Magnoliopsida; Fabales; Fabaceae. The record is from the annotation of a GenBank genome assembly.
AUGGCACUUAAUUCAUUAACACCACUUUCAAUUAAUUCUCUUCAUGUUUCUUCUUACCCUUCAAGUUCAAAGAUUUCAAACACUCUUCAUUUUCACUCAAAGUCCUCUCAAAUUAUCUCCAAAAUUAAUUCAAACAAGGUUACUAAUGUAGAAUCUAACAAGAAAUGGAGGAAACUGUUUUCAGCAACAUUGGCAGCUGCUGUUAUUGUUUUCAGUUCUGACAUGUCUGCCCUUGCUGAUCUUAACAAAUUUGAGGCUGAAAUGAGGGGUGAAUUUGGUAUUGGAUCUGCUGCACAAUUUGGAUCAGCAGAUCUUAGAAAAGCUGUGCAUGUGAAUGAAAAUUUCAGAAGAGCCAAUUUCACAUCUGCUGAUAUGAGAGAAUCUGAUUUUAGUGGUUCUACCUUCAAUGGUGCAUACAUGGAAAAAGCUGUUGCAUUCAAAGCAAAUUUUACAGGUGCUGAUUUGAGUGAUACGUUGAUGGAUCGAAUGGUUCUUAAUGAAGCAAAUCUCACGAAUGCGAUUCUUUCCAGAACAGUCCUCACACGGAGUGAUCUUGGAGGCGCUGUCAUUGAAGGUGCUGACUUUAGUGAUGCUGUGUUGGAUCUUCCACAAAAGCUGGCUUUAUGCAAGUAUGCUAGUGGCACAAAUCCUGUAACAGGAGUAAGCACUAGAGUGAGUUUAGGUUGUGGGAACAAACGACGAAAUGCUUAUGGCCUCUGCGAUUCAAAGUAG